Bacillus rossius redtenbacheri is the source of this 1493-nucleotide messenger RNA. RefSeq names its product small ubiquitin-related modifier-like. The record is from RefSeq and is a predicted model, not a curated record. Bases 209 to 511 code for a protein of 100 amino acids. Gene Ontology annotation, molecular function: protein tag activity; ubiquitin-like protein ligase binding. Gene Ontology annotation, cellular component: nucleus; PML body. Gene Ontology annotation, biological process: protein sumoylation. The transcript is spliced from 4 exons. Lineage: Eukaryota; Metazoa; Arthropoda; Insecta; Phasmatodea; Bacillidae.
GUUUUGAUUGGAUUUUGGGUACAGACGGGCCAAUGAUAUUUAGUCUUUCUAAAUUUUUUAGCAAUAGUGUGUCAGUUAAGUUUAAUGGUAAUACUAUUUUGUUCUGCACGUAGGUUUGCAAUCAUUUCUAAGAACGCUGUGUAUGUGAUAUUACUUGUGUUGGCGCCAUAUUGUCUUUCUUGCUCGAAUUGCAGCGUGUGUUGUAAAAAUGUCGGACAAUCAGGAACAGAAGCCUGAUGCCGGUGUAGGUGAUGCCAAUUCUGAAUAUAUCAAGCUGAAAGUGGUGGGAAAUGACUCCAAUGAAAUACACUUUCGCGUUAAAAUGACUACUCAAAUGGGAAAGUUAAAGAAGUCUUACAGUGAAAGAGUGGGGGUGCCGGUGAACUCGCUGAGGUUCUUGUUCGACGGCAGGCGAAUAAACGACGAGGAGACGCCCAAGCAGCUGGAGAUGGAGAACGACGACGUGAUCGAGGUGUACCAGGAGCAGACGGGCGGCUGGGGACUCUUCUGAGGGGGCGUCCCCUCGUUCGUGUGCCGCGAGACAAACAUUCCUGUGUAUUGGUCAUUAUUUUCUAUGUAUUUUUAGCACCGGCCACGUGAUGAUACGGACAUGCAUAAACAAACCAGUUAUUCUUUGAGUGAGCGGCAAAACAAAAUGGCUAACUUUUAAAAAAAGUAUGUUAUAACAGAUGUACUGUCAAACUUUUAGUAUUUUACCACCAUCAAUUGAGGUCUGUGAAGCUUAAGAUAAGCGUUAAUUACAGUUUAGCUUUUACUUUCGGUCAUUUGCCGAAAUUUACCUGCAUUUCCAGUGGUUAUAAUAAUAAUGAUGCAUCAUCUGGCAAGCUCUUGCAAAGUUUUUGUUUACGGAGAAUUUUCAGCAUGAUUUUUUUUAUUAGACUUUGCAUUUUGUGGAGACAUACUGGAGUUAGCGAGGAGAAGGCAGUAAUUUCUACCUAUGUGUUCAGUGACUGAAAAUUUAGUUGUGUAGUAUCCUUUUACCAUAAUUUUAUUCUUUCUUGAAUAUAAAAACACUGCUGAAAUUAUGCUAUAGAAUUGUUUUUUGAACUAUUUUAAGACUUGAGAAUAUUGUGAAUAUGUUGGAAAAAAAUUAGAUAUUAUUUUUUGCCUUGUAUGGAUUCAUUUGCUUAAUCCUAACUUUUUUUUUUGUAAAAUUCUAAAUUGUAAACCAAAAUAAACAUUUCCCGGUGUGGUGGUUGUCAUUUCUAUCAUAGUAAAUUAUGUGUACAGGAGGGCCAUACGUUGAAAGGAUCUAUAUACCUUGGAGCUGAUACCUAGGUUUCUUUAUCCUUGUAAUGUUAGUUAAAACAACCAUUGAACUGCCUGCAAAUGGAAGUGUGGUAGGCAUCAGCUGUGUAUGCAGAGAGAGCAAGAAAUCUUGAGCCUUCGUGAGCAAGUAGCAUCAAGCAGUGAUGGCAAUGUAUUGAUGUUGAGGUGAUUUUUGUAAAAUUAAAUUUAACUUAAAAGAACAA